AACAAGUAUUUUCCCGUUGUUACUAUUCAGCACGCAGCACUCAUUCUGGACUCCCAACGAGAGCAAACACACAGUUGGAGAUCUGAGCCGGACAAUUUCAAAGCAAAUACAAAUGAAAGCAACGUGGAAGGAAUGGGUUAAGCCGGAUCUCUGUCCAUUAUGCUGAGAUGGGGAGAAUUCAUCAUCCAUAGCGACGUCAUGUUUUGAACAGACAGGAAAAUCUGUAGCUUCUUUCUUGGGACGUCUUUGGAGGUUUAUUGCUGCCAGCUUGGCAGCCAACAUGCUCACUUUCAUCUCCAGGAAAGCGUCCGCUUCAACUCUUCUGGACCCUAAACUCUACUACCUCCUCCUAAAUCUCUGUUUUUGUGUAAAAGCUUGGCCACAUGAGGACAACUGCCCGAGCUCUGAGUGGAGCGUCAUGUGUCGCCCAUGCUGUGAGUACCACCUGAUCCAGUGUCGGUGUCCCUCAAAAGGCUCGAAGGUCGGCUACACUGUUCCCUGCUGCCGCAAUGCUCUGGAUCAGUGUGACCCCUGCAUCAUUCACCCAGGCUGCAGCCUGUUUGAGAACUGUAAAACCUGCCACAAUGGAACAUGGAAAGCUAAUGACAACUUCUUUGUCAAUGGAAAGUAUUGUACGGAGUGUCGCCAAGGCUGGAGCGGAGGGGACUGUAAAACAUGUGGAGGCGUCAUUCAGCGGGCUCAGGGUCACAUAGCCAUGGAGAGUUAUCCAACAAAUGCCCGAUGUGAAUGGACAGUGCAAGUGGAGAGGGACAGCAGCAUCGAGCUGAGGUUUUCACUGCUCAGUCUGGAGGCUGACCAUAACUGUCGGUACGACUACGUCGAGGUGCGCGAUGGCGACGAUCUGAGCUCCCCUGUGAUUGGCCGCUAUUGUGGGGAUCAGCUGCCUCCUCCGAUUGAAAGCUCUGGGAACCUCUUGCACAUCCUGUUCAGCUCGGACGGCUACAACAACUUUGACGGCUUUGUUCUGACUUUUCAGGAAAGUUCAUCCAUCAAGAAUCAGGCGUGUGCACUCCCAGAGAAACUGAUGAAUGGAUAUUUGCUGCCUGUAUACGGAACAAAGGAGGAGCUUGUGUCUGUAAACCACCGGUGCCAUUUACCUUUCACACUGAUCGGCUCCCAGCAGAGGAUCUGUCUGCCUAAUAGCACGUGGAGUGGCUCAGCUCCCACAUGUGUAAAAGGCCAAACAAGCCGAGUCCGGUGUCCCCCUCCACCCAAAUUGCUCAAUGGCUACCACAGACCCGCUCCAGACACAGCUGGAGCUGCAGAGGCCGUUGAGUUUUUCUGUAAAAAGUCCUAUAUUCUGAGUGGAAACCACCAGAGUACCUGCCUCUCUAAUGGAUCCUGGAGUAGCAGGCCGCCCAAGUGUGUGAGAGCAUGUCGAGAGCCCAAAGUUUCUGACCUUGUGCGACAAAGUGUCGUCCAGCCACAUCUGAUAUCAAGAGAGAAUCCAGACCAAAGAAUCCACCUCUCAUCCAGGUACAGCAUGCACGAUUUGUUGUCAGCUGGUUUUAUUCCCCUUACAUCGGACAAACGGUCAAAAGAAGACGACACCGCCUCCGUGGAGCUCCCUCAUGGCUUUCACCCAGUCCACACAAGCAUUGAGUAUCAGUGUGCCUCCCCGCUCUACCGCCACACGGGGAGCUCCCGACGCACCUGUCUGAAGUCUGGCAGGUGGAGUGGACGCCAUGUUUCCUGCUCACCAGUUUGCGGCAAAUUCGACACUUCCAGUCUAUACAACCUCACAGACACACCGUGGCCGUGGCAUGCUGCUGUCUAUAUCCGCUCAUCUCCUGAUCACACUGCCAGCACCAACAGGCCCCACCGUGGAGGAACCAUGUCCAUCCAGCAGGGGGCCUCAGAGGAGUCCACAUUCUGGUCCCUCGCCUGCAGCGGGGCUCUGCUCAGCCAGCGUGGCGUCCUGGUGGCAGCUCAGUGUGUGGUCGACAAGGACAAGCAGCAGACCCUUCACCCGGCACAUGUGAAGGUUGUAGUAGGCAUGCAGCACCAGACAUCCAAGGACCGGCUGAAGAGCCUGCCCCACCUUAGGGUUUCAGACAUUUUAGUCCAUCCAAACUUCUACUCAGCACCAGACUCCGACGUGGCUGUUCUCAAGCUGAAAGACAAGGCCAGGAUCAGUGAGCGUGUGUUGCCAGUGUGUCUACCCAGAGUGCAAGGUGGUGAAGUGACAGCGCAGGAGGCUCACACUGCGAGGUGGAUUUUACCCAACGAUCACAGGCACCGGAGCCGCGACACUCCCUCCAGCCAGACGAGACUGGUCGAGUUGGUUGAUGUUGCUCGGUGUGAAAGAGAGUUUGCUCAAGGAGGAGCACGAACCGCAGUGAUCAGUGACAAUACACUGUGUGUCAUUAGGACGCCGUCCCGUCCUCAAAGCCCUUGUACCAGCGUUAAUCCAGGUAUCACAACCACGCCAGCUGUGCUGUCAUCAACAACUGGUGUCCCGUCGGGUCACGAGGAGACUCCGGGAGCCUCCGGCACACGCUGGCACCUCCUCGGUUUGGAGAGUUUCAGCUAUAAAGAAGAGAACUGCCACCAACAGAUUUACACAGUUCAGACAAGAAUAGCCAACUUCCGAGACUGGAUAGAGAAAAACACAAAGUAAAUUUCCUCUCUAUCUCAUGUCAAGCUGAUUUCCAGCAACUUAAAUCUUAAAUGGUCAUUUCUUUCCAGUUUUGUACCAGCUGGUGGAAAUGGUGGAGAUGGAGCGGACAGUGAGAACACAUUUGCUGUGAUAAUUUCGUACCUGCUGUGUCAAUAUCCAACACAGUCUCAUGGCAGUUGGUGAAAUAGUCAUGAAACUGAACAUAUUUGAUUUGUGUACAUAGAAAGAAAUUUCCUUUUUUUCCGUUGACGCUCAGCACGACUUUCAACAACGUAUGUCCAGCAACACGGGACGCACAUGUCAAUUUCUGCUCCAGUCUUUUGAAAAUAAAACUACUUUGUUAUAGGUUUAAGUGUAAGGGUCACUUUCCACUCAGCAGGCUGGUUGGGUUAUUUAUCUCUGAGCAGAGGCAGCUGUGGAGCCUAAUUGUCCCUGAUGAGGAUCAGGUGGUUGAAGCCUGUAUCUACCCCUGGUUUCAGUGCUCAGGUGCUGACUCUGUCUCUUUGUCAAAGGUAGUGAGAGUGCUGUCCUGUUUUUUCCUCUAGCUGUAUAGGGGUGUGUGAAUCUGCAGAAGUACCACGUGAACCUAUCUGUGGGAUUUUCUCACCAUUUAGCUUCUUCUCAGAGUCUCUUUAAAGUGGGUUAGGUCUGUGUGACCUGCCUUCGCUGGUUCUUUUGUUUCAUUUAUGUUCUAGUCAGUAGCGGCGUUUUCGUUUUAGUCUUUUCAAGAUAUAUUGGGUGUAGGAAGCCUUCCUUUUAGGCCUGUUUUUAUUUGGCGUUUCCCCAUUCCCUUUAAAUCGCUUGCGAUUUUAGUGAUUAACCUUCGGGAUUAACUUUUUAGAUUCCCCUGGUCGGCAAUAGCAUCCCUCCCCCCCCACCCCCCGUUUCCCCUGACAUUAAGAAUAAAUUGACUUGGUUAGGUUUAGGCAAAAAUUCACUGAGUUAGGUCUAUGAGAAGAUGGUGGUUUGGGUUUAAAUAACACUGGAAGUGCUGUAACUUCAGUAUGAAAGUUACCAAUGAAUUUGACUUCUGGUUCCACACGGGACACGAACGCCAGUCUCUUGGGAGAAAGGUCCUGUGUUUUUUGACCCACCCAUCAACCCUGACCUCCUCCCUAGGCAGCGUUCGCCGCUCUUUACACUUCAUGGUUCACAAUUACAUAGUUCACAUACAAAUUGCUUUUGUGCUGAACAAAAUGUGAAAUUUCUGUCUAUGUACAUGUUUGUGACUAUUUAACACACUUCUGUGUGACUGGGCUGCAAUAUCAUAUGAUGUGAGAGCUGCUUUCCUGGCACUCUAUUUGUAUCUCUUAUGUGUGCAUGUUAUUGUUCAGUAUUUGGGCCACCUCCACUUCAAACAACUCAACGUGAGCUGGUUGAGAUACACACACCCACAUACACAUGAUCUUUGAAUGUUACCUUAUAACUGUGUGAGGUGUUUUUUUUCCUCAGAAUUUUUAAGAUAAAGGCUGCUCUUUAAAAAAUAAAGAAAUCCACCAGAUGCCAUUUUGAGUCUUUGAUGAACUGCACUCCACUCAGCUAGAACAAUAUGAAAUGAAGUCAAUGACAUUAUCACUGGCAAGAAAGAAAUCCAUAAGUCGGCUUAAAUUUACUGUUUAUCUUGUCGGCACUGUGUGCUUCUAGCUAUCUCCAGAUCCAGGCUUAAAACCAAAAGUGAGUUGACAUUCAGUCAUCAACAGUCCGAUUUUUAUUGUUUUUAUUUUGUCAUUUCAUUUUUUGUUUCAUUCUGUGCUUACGUCCUGAUUUUGGUUAGUUUCAGUCCAUGUAACUGUACCUUGUAAUUUUUAUUUUAAAUGGAGUUGCUUUUGCUGUCAUGAAGUAGUAAUAUCAUAUUAUAUCAUAUAACAUCAGAAAAUAAAAAUACAUU
Messenger RNA from Sebastes umbrosus (honeycomb rockfish), 4529 nucleotides. RefSeq names its product inactive serine protease PAMR1-like. Gene Ontology annotation, biological process: proteolysis. The coding region runs from base 281 to 2641 and encodes 786 amino acids. NCBI's taxonomy places the organism in Eukaryota, Metazoa, Chordata, Actinopteri, Perciformes, Sebastidae. Gene Ontology annotation, molecular function: serine-type endopeptidase activity. The transcript is spliced from 11 exons. The record is from RefSeq and is a predicted model, not a curated record.